Oncorhynchus kisutch (coho salmon) is the source of this 3945-nucleotide messenger RNA. Its product is annotated as C-C chemokine receptor type 6-like. The transcript has a single exon. The coding region runs from base 376 to 1569 and encodes 397 amino acids. The record is from RefSeq and is a predicted model, not a curated record. Gene Ontology annotation, cellular component: external side of plasma membrane; membrane. NCBI's taxonomy places the organism in Eukaryota, Metazoa, Chordata, Actinopteri, Salmoniformes, Salmonidae. Gene Ontology annotation, molecular function: C-C chemokine receptor activity; C-C chemokine binding. Gene Ontology annotation, biological process: G protein-coupled receptor signaling pathway; immune response; positive regulation of cytosolic calcium ion concentration.
AAUUGGGUCACUCAGUGUUGAGGUUAUAUAACCUGGUUUCUCUGCAAAUUUCCAAUCUCUGUAUCACACCACACAACAUCGCUAACCCCAUUCAACCCCAGAUUACUUUAUAGUCACACUUUUGUAAGGAUGUUAAUUAACUACACUCAGAUCUUUGCAAAAGUCCAAAGCCUUUGUAAUUAUAAUAAUUGAUGUUUACAAUAGUUGAAAUUGAUUAGAAUAGAUUUAAGUAUGUCAUGAGAGUAAUGCAUUUUUUUAGUUAGAGUACAUACAGUACUGUAUGUUGAAAAUAAGUGAUGUCUGUCAAAUUCCAAAUGCGGUAAAUGAAAGGCCUGUUCUUCUCUGAGUUAUCUCUCUCUCUUUCAAUAGGAGAAAAUGGAUGGUACAAAUUAUAGUGAGUCAACAAAUGGCAUUACAGAGGACUAUGGUGAGAUGGAAUAUGUGGAGCCAUGUCAAAUGACAAAAAACAACCGUGUGGAGAGAGUGGUGCGACUCUACAUCCACUCUGUCAUCUGCAUCCUGGGUUUACUGGGCAACAUCCUGGUGAUCGUCACCUACGCUUUCUACAAGAAGGCCAAGUCCAUGACGGACGUCUACCUUCUGAACGUGGCCAUAGCCGACAUGCUGUUUGUGGCGGCUCUGCCCCUGAUCAUCUACAAUGAGCAGAGUGACUGGGCCAUGGGGAUGGUGGCCUGUAAGAUUCUCAGAGGGGCCUACAGCGUCAACCUGUACAGUGGUAUGCUGCUUUUAGCCUGUAUUAGCACCGACCGGUACAUCGCUAUUGUCCAGGCCCGCCGCUCCUUCAGGCUCCGCUCCUUCACUCUCCUCUACAGCCGCAUCAUCUGUGCUACAGUCUGGAGCCUGGCCCUGCUCCUCUCUGUCCCCACCUUUGUCUACUACGAGCGUUAUGUGCCUGCACACAGCUUCUACAAUGUAAGUGAGUAUGGAUAUUCUGAUUAUAGCAAUGCUAUGACACCCGUUGGUCUGAAGAACCCUAUAUCCUCAGAGUCAGAGUCAGACUCUGUGGUUUGCAACUUCAGGUUCCCGGACAACGCCACGGCCCGCCAGAUGAAGGUCCUGGUCCCCAGCACCCAGAUGGCAGUGGGCUUCUUCUUGCCUCUGUUGGUCAUGGGCUUCUGCUACGCCAGCAUCAUCUUCACCUUGCUGCGCGUCAAGAACUUCCAGAGACAUAAGGCGGUGCGCGUGGUGCUGGCCGUUGUGGGGGUGUUCAUUGCCUGUCAUCUACCCUAUAACGCCGCCCUGCUCUACGACACGGUCCAUAUGUUCAAGCCCCAGUGGUGCUGGGUGAUGGACAACACCCAAGUGGCCAAGACCGUGACGGAGACGGUGGCCUACCUGCACUGCUGCCUUAACCCAGUGCUGUAUGCCUUCAUCGGGGUGAGGUUCAGGAACCACUUCAAGAAGAUUGUGGAGGAUGUGUGGCGCGUGGGGAAGAGGGUCAUGAACGUCCGACGCUUCUCCAGGGUCAAGUCCGAGAUCUACGUCUCCACCGCCCGCACGACUGUGGACGGGUCCUCUACCGACAACGCAUCCUCUUUCACCAUGUGAGGAGGAGACCCUGUGUUGGAGACUGCUGUUGCUUAGAACCCUAGCGAAGUCUGUGUUUCAUUUACCCAUGUCUAGUGAAAGUCUACACAUUCCUUGCACAAUCUUCACAAUUUUCUGCCUUCAAAUUAAAUCUGGGAAAGGGAUUAGAUAAGCUUUUUUCCUACUUAUCUACACAGCCCAUUCCACAAUUUCAAAGAAAAAGACACAUUUUAGAACAUAAAAAUAAAAAUAAAACACCCCAGAGGUAAUACUUGGUGAAAUCACAUUUGGCAGCCAUUACAGCUGUGAAUCAUUUUGAAUAAGAUUCUACCAACUUUGCACAACUCGAAGUGGAAAAACUCAGAAGUGGGCAGGCGGAGCAAGCAGAGCGAGGUGGGUGGAAAGGACGGGACAGGCAGAGCACGGACUAUAUGCCAGCAGGAUAGCACAUAUCUCCAAUCAUCUUUGCUGAUAGCAAUUUUGUGUUUCCAUAAAUGGAUAAAUUGGUAUAAUUGAGCAUUUAGGGUUAAAGCUUCAAACCUUAGUUACCUCUUCCAAUUUCAAAUGAGCUUGAAAUAGGUGAAUAAUAAUAUUUGUUAUUGUUUUGUGUGACUACAGCUCCAGCGAUAAAAUACAAAAAUACAGACACUUUAUAUUUGAAUAAGUUGUCAAAGCGGUCAACCCGUCUGCCUGGCUUCAGUUGGGUCAUUAUAUUUCAAAACAUUCUAAAAUCACACACAUGCCUCGCACGCUCGCCUUUAAUGAGUUUAGGCCAUUAUGUCAAUAUUGCUCAAGCUCAUUACAUUUGGUUGGGAUUCAUUGAUGGACCGCAAUAUUCAAACCUUGUCUCUGAUUUUCAAGCAGAUUUAAGUCAAGACUGAGACUGGACCAUUCAUGAACACGUAACACCUCUUUGAAUGCCAUUCUGGUGUCUUUAUAAAACUUGUGUAAUUGUCCCACUGAAAAAUAAAAACUCUAUCCUAGGGUUAGGUUUUCAGAAGACCUAGGCUUGGCUUUGGUCCUUUCAUAUUUCUUUUGAUCCUGAAAAACUCCCCAGUUCCUGGCUGUGAUAAGCAUACCCAUAACAUGAUGCUGCCACCACAAUACUUGAAAAUAAACACAUUGCAUUCACUUCACAUAACUGGCCUGUAUGACAAAGUGAAAAGAAAGAAGCCUGUGUAAAAAAAAUAUAUAAAUUAUGUUUUCAACAAAGCCAUUAAGUAAUACUGCAAGACAACACAGCAAAGAAAUAAAACUACGGGCUUAGUUCAAAUCCAAUACAACAAAACACAGAGUAAAACACUCUGUAUUUUUAAGUAUUGUGGUGGCAGCAUCAUGUUACAGUGACUGCGGAGUUUGUCAGGAUCAAAAGAAAUAUGAAAAGAACAAAGCCCAGGUAAGAAGUAAGAGGAAACCCCACUGCAGUGUUCUGAAAACCUAACCUUGGGAUAGAGUUUUAAUUUUCAGCUGACAAUUACACAAAUUGUAAUGCCAAAGACACAGCAGAAUGGAUUUCCAAGAGGUGAUGAGUUCCUGAAUGGUCCAAUCUCAGUCCUGACUUAAAUUGGAAUCAGAGACAGGUUUAAACGUACAAUGUACAAUGCAGCCAUUUCUAUCUCAAUAUCAAAUCAUUUCUGGGUAACAAUUACCUUAAUGUGAUUGUUUUCAAUUACAAUUGUCAAAAAGAAACAAAAAUAGCUUCUUAGCAUAGAGACAUUUCUAAAGCAAGUAUUUUUCUAGGACUAUUUGGGAAUGUUCUUAGUGGGAUGAGGAAAACUGAAAACUAGCGGUGAAUUCCAAACCACUACCUCGUCCCUACCAACUCGCUCGGAGGGCCCUCUCUUGUCACGUGUUGCUGACGAACCUCAGUGGAUGACUUCCAGAGAGUGACGAGGAGAGCAAUAAACCCAUCAACUUCAGGACACAUUUGUGACUUUAAUUAUGCAAUACAUGUUCCACUUCAUGUUCCCCCAUGUCGUUUUACAAAAUAUAAACCUCAGUAACAGUUAAACAUUUAAUUUAGGAUUCAUUUCAUCUGUUAUAUGUAUCAAGUCUCGAAAUCAGACAUAAACAAAUUCACAUGGCAGACAAUUAGUCAAACCUCUCCAUUACUUUGUAUAACAUUGAACAAACUCCAAACAUAUUGCGGUGCGUAUCAGGAUAGCACUUCGCUCUGAAGCCCCAACAGCCUCAAUAAUUUCUACUCCAUCAGUUUGGGAAACUUGUGCAUAUGGUGGAGGUGUGCGUGAACCCGCAAAUGGAGGGCCGGGGAGGGGCGAGGGGACUCAGCCUAGCUGUUAUUGGCAUAAAGGUUUGGAACAGUAAAUGUUGCCUAAGAGUUGUGCAAAGUUGGUAGAAUCUUAUUCAAAAUGAUUUUUUUUACCUUUAUUUAACUAG